Camelina sativa (false flax) is the source of this 510-nucleotide messenger RNA. NCBI's taxonomy places the organism in Eukaryota, Viridiplantae, Streptophyta, Magnoliopsida, Brassicales, Brassicaceae. The record is from RefSeq and is a predicted model, not a curated record.
AUGGAUCUGAAAAAGCACCCUGUCAUAUUCGAACAAUCUUCUAACAAUCUUUUUCUUUUGAACAGUCGGAGUGGUCAUUCCUCGGCGUAUGAUAAGAACGUGGAGGAUGAGCUGCAUGCAAGUGCAGUACCUGACGAAGUCAUAAAGCCAGAUUCCGACAAAUAUUGGUCUCCUCAUCCACAAACAGGAGUUUUCGGCCCUUCCACUACUGAGCACACCCUCGCUGCUGAAGGUGCACGCCAGGACUCUGCUGUGCUGGAGGAGACUGCUUGGUUUCGCCCCACAAGUCUCGAGGACUCGGACAAGACUCACCAUGUUUGAGUCUCCCACUCUAUCUUUCUCCCUGCUUUUUACUGGUGUUAUGUCGUUGUAAUAAGGUUCUUUCUAAGUACACAAUCUGCCAAGUCAAAUAGUGUCCUAAAAUAACUUUUAUGUUCUGCUGCUACGUCUAUGUCGAUGGGUGUUAACGAUAAAGAUUCAAACCAAUAAAAAAUGAGGUUUGGUUUUUAA